Messenger RNA from Pseudovirgaria hyperparasitica, 4410 nucleotides. RefSeq names its product multidrug efflux transporter AcrB transmembrane domain-containing protein. The coding region runs from base 184 to 4014 and encodes 1276 amino acids. The transcript has 3 exons. NCBI's taxonomy places the organism in Eukaryota, Fungi, Ascomycota, Dothideomycetes, Acrospermales, Acrospermaceae. The record is from RefSeq and is a predicted model, not a curated record. Gene Ontology annotation, cellular component: membrane.
AGGCAUCACAGUGCUGACCUAUACCUACAUUAUCACUACAGACUCUUGUCCAGCCAACCCCUCCAGCAACCAGGCGGUUAUUUCUCAUCACCACAAACUCAGCCUAAUUACAUCAACGUCGCCUCGUCAUCUCUCGCCAAUGCAGACCUCCGCCGGCUAGAAGCUUGAGUCCAAAGAACAGCCAUGAGAUGGAAUGCACAGUCGUGGUGGCGCCUAACAGCCCUGCUACUCAGCUCUCUCUAUACGAUUGACGCCGUAGAGCCUGGCUGGACGAAGAAGCAUGAGGAGGGCCGUUGUGCCAUUCGUGGACACUGUGGAAAGGAAAGCUGGCUCGGCGCCGAAAUACCUUGUGUAGACAAUGGCUUCGCUGAACGACCUGACGAUGAUGCCCGGGACAAACUUGUCGCUCUCUGUGGCGAAGAAUGGGCAGACACAGACGUUUGUUGUUCGUCUGGCCAGAUCGAUGACAUGGCGGCCAAUUUCGGAAGAGUCAACGCAUUCGUCGCAGGAUGCCCUGCCUGCAAAAAGAACUUCUACAAUCUCUUCUGCACCUUCACCUGCUCGCCUGAUCAGUCUACGUUCGUCAAUGUUACGGAAAUUGCACCCUAUAAAAACACUUUUCGGUCCAUGGCAGUUGACGUUUUGAUCACUGACAAAUUUGGAACUGGCUUCUACGACAGCUGUAAAGAUGUGAAAUUUGGUCCGACAAACAAUAAUGCCAUGGCUCUCAUCGGUGGUGGCGCGCACAACUUCACAGAAUUUUUCAAGUUUUUGGGCAAGAAGCAACCUCCUUUCCACAGCCCAUUCCAGAUCGACUUCCCUCGUUCAGAUGAGAAGAAGUUUUCUGGCAUGAAAUUUAAUGAUCCCAUCGUUAGGGCGUGUAAUGACCACGAUCCAGCUUAUCGGUGCGCCUGUGUGGAUUGCCCUAAAUCCUGCACUGAGCUUCCUGAGGUGACCGAACAAGACGCUUGUACAGUGGGGUUACUGCAUUGUUUCUCAUUUGCUGUAGUAUUGGUUUACUCUAUCUUCGUCGCGCUUCUGGUCAUCGCUGUCUCCGGACACGUUGCAUAUCAGAGUCAUUCGAAGCAAAAGAAUGAACGCCUUCGCUUAAUUCGGGAUAUUGAGCCCAGCGAAGACGAUGAAGGAGACAUCUUUCACCAUACACCAGUGCUUGAGAGGCCAACCGAGCAAUACUUUCUGAAUACCAUAUUCGAUAGGAUAUUCUACAGACUAGGCCUCGUUUGUGCCCAGUUCCCUGGCAUCACUAUAGGCUCCACUGUCGUAUUCGUGGGAUUGUUGAGUUUGGGAUGGGUCCGUUUCGCUGUUGAAAAAGAUCCCGUGAAACUAUGGGUUGCGCCUAACUCUGCUGCUGCUGUAGAGAAACAAUACUUCGACAAAAACUUUGGGCCAUUCUUCCGUGCUGAACAGGCUUUUCUCGUUAACGAUACACAAGGUUCUCGCGGCCCGGUCUUGGACUACGAAACCUUGGCGUGGUGGUUUGAUGUGGAAAACCGUAUACAGCGCUUCAAGUCUGAAAAGGAGGGGGUCACAUUGAAAGACGUCUGCUUCAAUCCCACAGGCGCGGGGUGUGCCGUCCAAUCUGUCACAGGUUACUUCCAAGGAGAUUUUUCACUGGUAGAUCCAGACACUUGGUACCAACAUAUAGAGGAUUGUGCCAAGAACGCUUUCGAAGACAGCUGUCGCCCUCGUUCUAAUCAGCCGCUGGAACCACACCUUAUAUUUGGUGACUAUGGGGAUAGCGUCCUCGAUUCCACCGCACUCGUGGUGACAUGGGUUGUGAAUAAUAACGAGGAAGGGAGCGACGAAGCUGAGACAGCUGCAGACUGGGAAGCAGGUCUACAGAAUGCGUUGAUCAACGCUCAACGCGAGGCAAAGGAGCGUGGGCUUCGGCUGUCCUUCAACACGGAGAUAAGCUUGGAGCAGGAGCUCAAUAAAUCAUCGAACACGGAUGCCAGAAUCGUAGUGAUCAGCUACGUGAUCAUGUUUCUUUAUGCCUCACUAUCUUUGGGGUCCACGACAUUGACUGCCAAGACAAUCCUGCGCAACCCAUCAUCAGCCCUAGUUCAGUCGAAAUUUAUGCUUGGAAUCUUUGGGAUCAUUAUCGUACUGAUGUCCGUAUCUGCAUCGGUUGGACUCUUCUCUGCAGCUGGUAUCAAAGUCACACUGAUUAUUGCGGAAGUCAUCCCGUUCCUCGUGCUGGCUGUAGGAGUUGAUAACAUCUUCCUCAUCGUCCAUGAAUUUGAACGAGUCAACAUAAGCAGCCCAGAAGCACCGAUCCCAGAACGAGUUGCCCGGGCUCUUGGCCGUAUGGGUCCGAGCAUUCUGUUUUCAGCCACCGCAGAGACAGCUGCUUUUGCCCUUGGGACUGCGGUUGGUAUGCCUGCAGUACGUAACUUUGCGGCUUACGCAGCAGGUGCUGUGUUCAUUAAUGCUCUUCUUCAAGUUACGAUGUUCAUCGCCGUCCUGUCUCUCAAUCAGAAGAGAGUGGAGGAUAGCAGGAUCGACUGUUUCCCCUGUUUGAAGGUUCGGCGAUCGAACAUGUCAUCUGAUGGCACAAUGGUCUUUGGGAUAGACGAAGAAGGGAGUCUUCAAAAGUUCAUCCGCCGAUCAUACGCGCCAACACUCCUUGGGAAGAAGGUUAAAGUUGCAAUUGUCGCCAUCUUUCUUGGCUUAUUCACUGCUGGUCUGGCACUUUUGCCCCAUGUUCAACUUGGACUAGAGCAGCGCGAUGCUCUUCCGAGCGGGUCUUAUCUCAUCGACUAUUUCGAUGAUGUUGCGGAAUAUCUGGGUGUCGGGCCCCCGGUCUAUUUUAUCGCCCGCAACCUAGAUGUCGCAGAACAUGGUCACCAAAUAGAAGUUUGUGGACGCUUUGGUGCGUGCGAUGAAUUUUCCCUGGCAAACAUACUCGAGGGCGAACGCAAACGUCCUGAAAUUUCAUAUAUUGCAACAGCCACGGCCAGCUGGAUAGACGAUUUCUUCGCAUGGCUAAACCCAGCUCUGGACUGUUGUCAUGAGCAUGACGGCGAUACCGAGACCUGCUUCGCAGAUCGCAAUCCCCCGUGGAGCCCAAGUUUGGUAGGCAUGCCAGAAGGAGAAGAAUUCGUUCACUACCUCACGAAAUGGCUACAUGCUACGAGUGAUGUAAACUGUCCUUUGGGAGGCAAAGCAGCCUAUAGUGACGCUGUCGUUGUGGACAACGCAACCCACAGCAUUUCCGCAAGCCAUUUCCGCACUUCUCAUACACCUCUUCGCACUCAAGAAGACUUCAUUAACUCAUACGCAGCCGCUCGGCGUAUUGCUGACGACAUUGGUCGAAGCACAUCGAGUGAGAUAUUUCCUUACUCGAAACAUUACAUUUUCUUCGACCAAUACGCUUCGAUAGUACACCUGUCCACAGCCCUCAUCGGGUCGGCGCUGGCGAUCAUUCUGCUCGUAUCGGCAAUCCUUCUUGGCUCUCUGCGAACUGCGAUUGUCGUUACUAUUACUGUCGGUAUGACUGUCGUUGACAUCAUUGGUACGAUGUCGCUCGCUGGUGUGUCUCUUAAUGCGGUUUCUCUCGUGAAUCUCAUCAUAUGCGUGGGUAUUAGCGUCGAAUUCUGCGCUCAUAUCGCCCGCGCCUUCACCUUCCCAAGCAGCGCGGUAAUGGAACGUGCACCACGGAAUCGCUUCAAAGCAAAAGAAGUGAGAGCCUGGACAGCUCUGGUCAACGUCGGCGGCAGUGUGUUUAGCGGCAUAACAAUAACGAAGCUGCUUGGUGUCUGCGUUCUAGCAUUUACUAGAAGCAAGAUCUUUGAGAUCUAUUACUUCCGGGUUUGGCUGGCACUUGUACUUUGGGCAGCAUCACACGCGCUGAUAUUCUUGCCAGUCAUGCUGAGCAUUUUUGGUGGCAAAGGAUUCUCCGACCCAGAGUCCGACGGUGGGUUGGAGCAAGAUCUCAGGAAUAGGCGGUACCGUCCGUUGCUUGCAGCUGAGGAUUACGACUCUGACGAUUGAAUGGCUAUGACGGUGGGAGCUCAUAGGCUUGUUUGACAUGGACAAUCCUGAACAAGCAAUCGUAAACGACGGCCCAGGCAUCUCAUUAUGCUGUAACGCUUUAUCGCGCUGUAGGCAUCAAUAGUAUAAUCAUUUACAAACACUGCAUAAGCUUGUCGACUUUUUCAAUGUCGCUUCUAAAGGGUUUAUUGCCUGGCUAAUCCACCAGGUCAGCUCCACACGUGUCUGAGCGUAAUUACCUCUUUCUUGCUUAAAAGCUGUCACUCCAAGCAUGCGUACACGCGUGUGUUCUCUCUCUUGGAGGUCUACUAAACUUCUUAACCUUACUCAUAUAAGACUAGAUAUGAUAAUAUAUAUAUCGACUUAGAAUAAGAUAGCAUAACUAUAUAUAUGUUG